This is a messenger RNA of Neoarius graeffei (lesser salmon catfish), 2661 nucleotides long. It is a transcript of the gene josd1, whose product is annotated as Josephin domain containing 1. Bases 566 to 1279 code for a protein of 237 amino acids. Gene Ontology annotation, molecular function: cysteine-type deubiquitinase activity. The record is from RefSeq and is a predicted model, not a curated record. The transcript is spliced from 5 exons. Gene Ontology annotation, biological process: protein deubiquitination. Lineage: Eukaryota; Metazoa; Chordata; Actinopteri; Siluriformes; Ariidae.
AAAGCUAAUGACGUCUUGCGCAUGCUCAGGUUGGGAUACAGAGGCUAUAAGGAAAAAGUGCCAGAAACAAAGAAAUAAACAACCUCAGGAAAGCAGAUAAAAACGGCAGUUUUACAGCAGAGGAACAACUCCGAGUCCGGAGAGUUGUGUGCUGAUUGCGGUGUGUGUCUUCGGUGGUGCGAGUUCUACAUGACUGCCACAAGUUCAGGAGUUUUAUUUGGUCACCUGUGUGUGUUUUCCUGGAUGUCUUGCAACAUCUGAUCUGAGCCAGAAUGGAAAGAACUGCUUUGUGCUAGAGACCGCUUUUGGUCUUCAGCAGGUCUACAUGCAAGAACCACAUGUAGGACACAGAAAAGAGAUGCCAGUAUUGAUUUCAAGAACAUUUCCUUGUUUUGUCAUCUGCUGAUUAUUUUCCUUAUCUUCACUUGUACGCUCUCCCUAGAUAAAUUGAACUGGCUUCAGUUUUCUCAUUGUAGCUUUCUUCCCCUCCCCUUGCCAUACACCUCACGCCUCUGAGUGGUUGUUGUGGAGAUGACAGCGGUGACAGAAUAGCAGAGUAUCAGGGAUGGGGAGUACACCAUGUUCUGGUAAGGGGAGGGGAGUAGGUAGUUUUCAGGAGCUGGGCUGUAUGCCAUGGAAGGUGAGCAAGCAGAAAGGUGAGGCUGUUGGAGGUGGAUGUGCCUCUGAAUCGUAUGAAGCUUUAAAUGCCGGCGUCGUCCCUCCUCCUCAACAACCUCCUGCCAUCUACCACGAGAAGCAACACAGAGAGUUAUGUGCUCUGCAUGCACUAAAUAAUGUCUUCCAGGAUGGUGCUGCAUUCAGUAGAGAGACACUUCAAGAAAUCUACCAGAGGCUCUCUCCUAGCACAUUGGUAACCCCUCACAAGAAGAGCAUGCUGGGCAAUGGCAACUAUGAUGUAAAUGUCAUCAUGGCUGCAUUACAGACUCGAGGGUAUGAAGCUGUUUGGUGGGACAAAAGAAGAGAUGUGAGCAGUAUUGCACUGCCAAAUGUGAUGGGCUUUAUUUUGAACGUGCCAUCCAACCUUCGUUGGGGGCCUCUGCGUCUGCCACUCAAACGGCAGCACUGGAUUGGAGUGAGGGAGGUGGGUGGAGUCUACUAUAACUUGGACUCAAAACUGCGCAAUCCCCAUCUCAUUGGAAAUGCUGAUGAACUCAGGAAGUUCUUGCGUCACCAGCUUCGAGGGAAGAACUGUGAAUUGCUGUUGGUUGUGCUAGAGGAGGUGGAGGUCCAUCAGACCUGGAGGAGUGAUAACAUUUGAUAGUUUUCUUGGAUUGUUCAACUCAUGCUCAGGAGGGAAUGUAAGGUUCAAUCAGGGAACCAUAUAAGAGCAAAUGGAGUUGCACUCAAUGAGACACAAAAGCACACUGGCAAGACCCUUUGUUUACACACACAUGCGCAUACAAAAAAAAAACGCAAAAUGCUGGACACAGACUCAAGCAGAAAAGGACAAUAACACACAGGGAUGUUGCAAAAACACUAUACUGUUCGAUAAGACUUUCAUCUAUAAGACUUUCACCAUUUGGAAUUUGGCAAUGCAUUUUUAUAUGUCUGCCAUUUUUGUUUCAUACUGUUUUAGAUUCAAAAUGAGAUUAAAAAUUCAGUAAUGCAUUCUAUGUAUAUGUUCCACACAGUCACUUCUUUGCUCUUCAUGUGAUUUUCCCCUUAUGUCCAUAUGAUUGUUUAAAUUACACCUCAGCCUGUACUGUGGCAGUGGAAUGUUUAUUUAGCCACCUUAUAAAAGGAAUAUGAAGCACCUUCACUUGAUGAUAAAUGGUAUGUGGUUUGUUGUGGGGUGUAACUAAUAAGUAUCUAAGCAACACAGUGUGGCAAAGUAAUAACUGGAAUUCUCAUGUUAAUAUCUCCUAGGAAAACUGAAAACAAGAAAUAUUUUCUGUCUUGUACUACAGCCAUGAUACCUACAAUGGUUAUAAUUCUUUCCUUCACACAGAUACAGUUAAACCCAUUGACCCCUUACAUGGAUUAUUUUACAUGAAUAGUAAAAAUAAUCAUGUCCCAUUGCCAAACUGUUUGUGCUGUGAUUUUGAAUGGAUAUUAAGGAUUUUUAAUCCUGACUUUCAGAAAAGGUUUGAGAAAGAAAACAGAUUUAGUUCAAGUGCUGGAGUUAAAAUAGUUUUGUGAGAGGUAUUUAAAAGGAUGUGAUUUGUUGUUGGUUGUUUGUGUUGGUUGAGUAAUUAAGCCAAUUAUGCAGUAUAUCUGUAAGUUUGUGUAUACUGUUCAUUGUGGGGGGGGUGUCAGGUAAUCACAUUAUUCCAAAGGGAAAUCUAAAUGUAAACCUCAGGUUUUCUUAACUGCACACUCUCAUUUGAUUUAGCUAGCAUCUAGAUAUAGAAGAAGGAACUUUUCUAGCAUUCUCGAAACUUUGCUAGACCAAAAAUAUAUUAAUAAACAUCACUGUUAUACAGAAGGGACAUUCCACAUUUACAUACACAGGGUGCUUUUGUUAAACUGUCAAGUGUUUUGAUUUAUUUGCCAUGACAAUCCCAGUCCCUCAUGUCCCUUUUUAGGGAAGAUGUAGUCACAACGUGAUCAUGCCAUUGUUUUCCAUGCAAAUGCUUGUAAUGGCACUUUAUGUAUAAUCAAAGAUGUUGUGGCAUCAAUAAAAUGUCUUUGUAUGUAAAA